Messenger RNA from Papaver somniferum (opium poppy), 2029 nucleotides. RefSeq names its product cytochrome P450 71A1-like. Gene Ontology annotation, molecular function: heme binding; iron ion binding; monooxygenase activity. NCBI's taxonomy places the organism in Eukaryota, Viridiplantae, Streptophyta, Magnoliopsida, Ranunculales, Papaveraceae. The coding region runs from base 284 to 1888 and encodes 534 amino acids. The record is from RefSeq and is a predicted model, not a curated record. The transcript is spliced from 3 exons.
UCUUCCAAAUUCCAAACUAAACUAGCAAUACUAAAAAAGCUUUGUCAUUUAGCAAAAUGGAUAGAAACACCUUCUUUACCAUACAAAUUGAUGGUGGGUGUAGAUUUAGAGAUGGAAGAACUUGCUGGUAAUGGUAAAUGGAGAUGAGCGCUAUGGGGUAUGAUCUAUAUAUCAAGCAAGUUGAAGGAUUGCACAGUUGUUUGAGCUAAAUUGCAAGUUGACCGGCAUGUUUUAGACACUAGCUUAAUUUUGAGAUCUGAAAUCUUGUAUUAAUUGAAUUCGAAUGGAUCCGUCGUCGUUGUCGUUGUUUCGAUGGUUUAAAGAAUCAGCGUUGGUUUACCUGCAAGAAAAACUUCAUUACCCUGAGCUCUACCUUGUCACAAUUAUUGUCACUCUACUGGUACUAGUAUCACUCCAUUAUCUUGUCAAGAAUAACCAAAAAAAGAACUACAAAAAGCUUCCACCAAGUCCUCCAAAGUUGCCAAUUAUUGGCAACCUUCACCAGCUUAGUAGUCUUCCGCACCUCUCACUCCGUCGCUUAACCGAUAAAUAUGGCCCUAUAAUUCAGCUACAGCUGGGUGAGAUCCCUACCGUGGUGGUAUCAUCAGCUCGAUUAGCGAAGGAAGUACUUAAAACCCAUGAUCUUGCUCUUUCAAGCCGACCUCAAAUUUUAGGAGCACAACACCUCUUCUAUAACUGCACUGACGUGGUUUUUGCACCCUACGGUGCUUACUGGAGACAUAUCCGGAAAAUAUGCAUACUAGAACUUCUUAGUACCAAAAGGGUCCAGUCUUACAGCCCUGUGAGAGAAGAGGAGGUUGUACGUAUGAUUCACCGCAUUGCAGAUGGUCAGUACUUGUAUAAAGAUGGGUCUACCAAGGUAGUCGACCUUACCAAGAUGUUGGCACUCUACGCGAACGACGUUGUCUGCAGGACGGCAUUUGGAAGAGAUUUUUCAGCAGGAGGAGAGUAUGAUAAACAUGGGUUCCAAAAGAUGCUAGAGGAUUACCAGGUUUUGCUAGGAGGAUUUAGUAUUGGUGAUUAUUUCCCUUCACUGGAAUGGAUACACAGUUUAACAGGCAUCAAAGCUAGACUAGUAAAUACGACUGAACGUUUCGACUGUUUCUUUGAGGAUGUUAUUGCUGAACAUCGGAAUUCUAAGAAAUCAAAAGACGAGUGCAAAGACAUUGUUGACGUCCUCCUCGAAGUUCAAAAGGAUGAUGAGACUCUGACUAUGGAUAAUGUCAAAGCCAUAAUCUUGGAUAUGUUUGCUGCAGGAACUGAUACGACUUUCAUAGCAUUAGAUUGGGGGAUGACAGAGCUCAUAAUGAAUCCAAGAGUCAUGGAAAAAGCACAAGCUGAAGUAAGAGCAAUUGUUGGAGAUAGGACUACUGUGUUAAAGACUGAUCUUCCCAAAAUGCCAUACUUGAAUGCUGUCAUAAAAGAGAUUCUCAGGAUGCAUCCUCCUGCUCCAGUACUAGUCCCAAGAGAAUCCAUGGCCGAAGUAACAAUAGACGGAUAUGAAAUUCCUGCAAAAACAAGGUUCUUCGUUAAUGCUUGGGCAAUUGGGAGAGACCCUGAAUCUUGGGACAAUCCAGAUGUUUUUGAACCGGAGAGAUUCAUUGGCAGCUCUGUUGACUAUAAAGGACAGGAUUAUGAACUCAUUCCAUUUGGGUCUGGGAGGAGAAUGUGUCCAGCAAUUACAUUUGGAAUAGCGAGUGUAGAACUCGCUCUUGCUCAAGUUCUCCAUAGCUUUGAUUACGAGCUCCCACCUGGUAUCAAGCCAGAGGAUCUUGACAUGACCGAAGUGUUUGGCAUCACAAUGCAUAGGGUCUCUCAUCUCAUUGUGGUUGCCAAACCACGCUAUGUUCCACCUUUUACCAAAUAAGUUUAGUGCGCUUGCAAUUUAUUAUACUCUUUCUUAAAAAAAUGAAAUGGUAAUCAUCAGCUCACUGUAUUGGACUUGGAUUAAUUCAUGUAACGUGUAGCAAGAAUCGGUAUAUACCAUAUGUUCUUUAUGAUUUUAUUA